Ectocarpus sp. CCAP 1310/34 is the source of this 2460-nucleotide messenger RNA. The record is from the annotation of a GenBank genome assembly. Lineage: Eukaryota; Phaeophyceae; Ectocarpales; Ectocarpaceae.
AUGGCAGGUGGGACGUGCGACAACGCCCACCUUCCGCCCACCCUAGACUUCACCGCACCUCGUAACUUUACUCAGAAGUACCAACAGCUCUCCUCAUUGAUCAUGUCGGCUGAAGAGCAAGUGGUAGCCCCCUCGGUGAGCGAGAACCCGGAAGUGCUCGCAGACCAACCAACGAGCAUGGUGACUGACGAAGACCCCGCCAACGGUGCAACGGCUGAAGCUGAGGCGGAAACAAACGGCACCGCCGAGACCAACGGCACGGCCGAUGUAACGGCGGCUGCGGACGGUGCGCCUGCCGUCGAAGGUGAAAAGGCCAAGGAGUUGUCGCACGAAGAACAGCAGAAGGCUGAUGUGGAGGGCAAGAUCUUCCUGGGCGGCCUGACUUGGCAGACGACUGAAGACAUGCUCAAGACGCACUUCGGGAAGUGGGGCGCUCUGAAUGACGUCAUCCUGAUGCGCAACAAAAUCACCGGAGAACCUCGCGGCUUCGGCUUCGUGCAGUUCCAAGAGUCCACAUCUGCGGAUGCCGCCCUCAAGGAAGAACACGUGAUAGAUGGCAGGACCAUAGACGUCAAGAGGGCUGUCCCUAGGGACAGGGCACCGCUGCCUAGGGCCGCGGCCGACCGCAACAGUGCCAGCGCCAGAGGAGGGUCUCAGGUGGGCGGUCGCCACGGCGGCAUGAAUGAUGCCCCUCUGACUAACAAGAUCUUCGUGGGUGGUCUUGAUCAGGAGGUGAACGACGCCGACUUCCGGGGCUACUUCGCCAAGUUCGGCAAAGUAGAAGACGCGGUUGUGAUGUACGACAAGAAGACGGGCAGGUCGAGGGGAUUCGGAUUCAUCACCUACGACAGCCCUGACAUCGUGCGCAAGGUUAUGAGCGGUGGUACGCACGAGCUGAAGGGCAAGUCGGUGGAAGUCAAGACAGCAGCCCCCCGCGACGGCCCCCGUCAAUUCAACGGUGGCGGCGGCUUCAACGGUGGCGGCUACGGAGGCGGCGGAGGCUACGGUGGAGGGUACGGCGGCGGUGGUGGUGGAGGGUACGGUGGACAACAGGGCUGGUCCCAGCAGGGUUACGGGGGUAGCCGUGGAGGCGGGUACGGCGGCGGAGGCUACGGAGGGGGCUACGGUGGGCAGGGCGGCGGUGGCUACGGCGGUGGCUACGGAGGACAGCAGGGCUACGGCGGCUACACCCAGCAGCAGCAGCAGGGCGGCUACGGCGGCGGCUACGGCGGCGGUUACGGUCAGCAAGACCAAAGCUACGCGUCCGGUGGCUACAACCAGCAGCAGGGUUACGGCCAAGGCGCUGCCACAACCCCUCGGCAGUCCUCCCAGACAGCGUCUACCGGCUACAACCAGGGGACAACCGCUCAGCAGGGGUACGGUGCGCAGACGGGAUACAGCCAGCAAGGCUACGGCCAGCAGCAGGGCUACGGUACUACGGGCGGCCAGGCAGCAACCGGGUACGGAACAUCGUAUGCCGGAACCGACGCGUCUGGCAGCGGUGGCUAUGGCACGAGUGCCGCCACUGGAUACGGAACCGCGGGCGUAGACCAGGGUGGUUACGGUGCGUACAGGGGAGGAGCUACCACCCAAGGUCGCCAGGAGAGGAGCUACAGGCCGUACUAGAUGUGUCAUGGGUUUCGGUUGGUUAAGUAUUGGUUGUUUGGAAGGUUAGGAGUGCCUGAGCGUGGUAUAAAAGUUCACCUACCAUCGCGGAAUUACCAUAUCCUCGAUGCUUCGAGAAAUGGUGAGCUGACAACGGAUAGUAUCACCGUCAAAACAGAUGCGGAUCAUGGGCUGGGGUGAUGUUGGGUCGGUCAAACAUGAAGAGCGCUGGGGACCUGUGUGAUUUGUUUUCAUCCGUUAUAAGUCAGCGACUUCGACACACCCCGUCCAUGCCCUUCUGCGUUUCGUUGUGUGCAACAUCGGGCAAUUGUCAAGCCUAUUAGGUUGUCGCUUGUAAUCUGUAUUUGAUGACCGGUUGGGUAUUGUGUUGAUGCUCAAAAGCCUUUCUCACUGUUCAUUUGUUUGCGGGUGGUCUGGGGGAAACUUGAAGCAAAAUCUGCUGCUGAUGAAGGAGGUGUUGAUUGUUGGUGCUGCUACGGCUUUCGGAACAAAAUUGUACGAUAGGGAAAAUAUAUGUGUAGUACUUGUUCUGAGCUACAUAAAUCGAUCGUGUCGUGGAAGCUCCGGCAUACAGUUCGCCACCAGUGCGUAACAUGCCCUCGUGACGGUAGUCGCCAUAAAUCUGUCGCCCUCUCGCUGAGGCGACGGCAGCGAUGUCGUCGGUUGAGCACAUUUUUCCCAGCAAAUGAAGCAGCAGCAAGGACUCUGGCAUAAUGUUCUUUGGUGGCACCGCAGCUACACCAUGGUCCCAGCCUGAGAUUCAGCCGCACACGGCUUAAUAGACUACCACCGCCUAGUGCAACCGCACCCUAGCAAAAGUUAAAAUCUUUAGUC